CCUUGACAAGAGAACAUUGAAUAACAAGCGGAAGCGAAAAGCCAGAAAAGUUCGUCGAACAGCGACAAGUUUUCCUCGUACAUUUUCCCGCCAAAUGAGUCAGAAAAAUUUUGCAAGUGCUUCAUAAGAAAGAUAAAGACCUGAAAGAACUUGAAAGUGCAAGCAGUGAAUGGAAUAAAAUAUUCCAAAAUUAAAAAACAAGCCAGCUUUAAAAAUAUAUACCAGCUUAGUGUCAUAUAUUUUUUAAAAAAUUAUACAAAAUUUAAAAUUUAAUAUUUUGUAUAAAAUCAGCCACCGCAAUGGCCAUCGCCUAUUUCAUACCCGACCAGGCCCAGUUGUUGGCCAGAAGCUAUCAGCAAAGCGGCCAACAGGCAGCAACGAGUCCUAGGACAACUGCAACACCUGCUGCCCCACCACAACAGCCGCAACAAUCGCAGCAACAACAGCAGCAGCAGCAACAGCAUCCUCAAUUCCGUGCCAAUAUAUCCGUGCCACUAGGCAGCCAACAGGGAUCGAUGACCAUGUCGGAGUUCGGAUGCUGGGAUCUUCUGGCCCAGAUCUUCUGCUACGCCCUGAGGAUCUAUAGCUACAACUCCAGCCAGCGACGCCCGACGGUCAUACAGAUAUCCUUCGAAAUCAGCAGCGGCAGUCAGGACAACGAUGAUGACGAUGUGACCGAUGCCACCUCCAAGGAGAACUAAAUUUGGUUUCCAUUUUUCAUCCGGGUGGAAGGAAAAUCUUUGGGAUUUUCUGGGAAAGGCAGGCUCAAUCAAAGCGCAUUGUGAUUUCUUUUUUGGGUAUGGACACACGAGGAGGAGGGAGUUUUGUAAAAAAUGGGAUAUUUCCACAACAAAAUAAGAAAACUAUUUUUAAACUAUUUUUGAGAGAGAAGAAAAUUCAAAAUUUGUCAUCGAUUUGCUUAAAGUGAUAUUGAUUGUUUGUUACUUUUUUGGAUGUCAAAUUUUCCCAUUUCAGUUGAAGGAAAAAAGGAAAAUGUUUAGAUUUGCAAGCAAAGGUUUCCCGGUUGGUUCAAAUACAUUAUUUCAUUACAUCAAAGGCAGCAAGAGAAAUAUCCUAAACUAGUUAAUACCGAACUACAGUACAGAACCAACAAACAAACAAAGAUGCAGCCGCAGCAACUUGAACAACAAAAGACAACAACUCAAUUGUACAAAAUAGUUUUUAAGCAAGCAGCAAAUUUUAUAUGUUUACAAAAAAUAAAGAAAAUAUUAAAUACAAAUGUCUACAACCUAGCCACAAGAAAAUAGAUUACAAAAACCGCCGAACAUAAAAUAUAAAAUGUAAACCAAAACGAAGCAAAGCAACACUCUUAAGCAAUUUUGAUACGAAUAAUCAAGAAUCUUACAAGUCGAAUUGUAUUUUACCAUUAUUAUUGAUUUUAGCAAAAUUCAAGAACUUUAUUUUACUUUUUGGCAUUGCAAGUUAAACAAAAAAAUAAA
Messenger RNA from Drosophila eugracilis, 1460 nucleotides. It is a transcript of the gene grim, whose product is annotated as cell death protein Grim. The record is from RefSeq and is a predicted model, not a curated record. Lineage: Eukaryota; Metazoa; Arthropoda; Insecta; Diptera; Drosophilidae. Bases 300 to 701 code for a protein of 133 amino acids. The transcript has 2 exons.